GUGGCGUGAACCUGACCGUGGACGGAUAUGGCUACAGGAACGACGCAACAGUGACCGUAGGUGGACAAGACUGUCCAGUUAUCGCCUAUUCUCCUGACCAGCUUGUCUGUGUCAUACCACCAAAGACAUCGCCAGGUGCUGUGUCAGUGGUUGUAGCUAUGACUGGUAUUGCCUCCUCAACAGCUUCGAGUUCAUUUACAUACAGCUCCAGUAUCACAGCACAGAUCUCGUCAUUGACUCCACUCACGUCAGGGGUUAAAGGUGGAGCUACGCUGACAAUUACUGGUUCAGGAUUCGGUAGUUCUGGGACAUUGAUUAUCGGCGGAAGUGUCGUCACUCCCUUGUCUUACUCAGCUACCACAGUGACAGCGACGCUACCUCCACUUAGUCCAGGAGAACACUUGGUACAGGUGAUUGUAGGGACAGAUGGCGCUGCUGUUCUUACCAGUACCAGUGCCGUGCCAAAGAUCAACUACGUGUUUCGCGUGACCAAAUUGUACCCUCUUCAGGGAUCCCUACAGGGAGGGACGAGGGUUACCAUCCUUGGUGAUGGAUUGGGUACUGAUGCUGAAGUCAUGAUUGGAGACACCUCCUGUGAUGUGGACGAUGCUAAAACCACAUCAAGCCGCAUCGAGUGCACGAUCGGUGAUACUGGAACGACUCACCAGAUUGACAACCAGGGAUCACAUUUCGAGUUUGGUACUGGCUAUGGCUGGAAUCCUAGAAACUCACAGGUGAAAUUGGGCGAUACAUUGCAUUGGUCUUGGAGCUACCCGUCCUGGGUGGAAGGUCAGACACCCAGAGUAGAACAGACACCAAACGCUAGUGCAACAACACCUGAGCCUGACGGGUUCAGUAGUGGUCCAACUGGUACAAAAUCAG
This is a messenger RNA of Pecten maximus, 882 nucleotides long. Its product is annotated as fibrocystin-L-like. NCBI's taxonomy places the organism in Eukaryota, Metazoa, Mollusca, Bivalvia, Pectinida, Pectinidae. The transcript has 5 exons. The record is from RefSeq and is a predicted model, not a curated record. The annotation marks the transcript as partial.